Messenger RNA from Biomphalaria glabrata, 6178 nucleotides. RefSeq lists its product as uncharacterized. The transcript is spliced from 20 exons. Gene Ontology annotation, molecular function: protein binding; guanyl-nucleotide exchange factor activity. Gene Ontology annotation, cellular component: nucleus; plasma membrane. Gene Ontology annotation, biological process: signal transduction. Bases 326 to 4252 code for a protein of 1308 amino acids. NCBI's taxonomy places the organism in Eukaryota, Metazoa, Mollusca, Gastropoda, Planorbidae. The record is from RefSeq and is a predicted model, not a curated record.
UACAUUCAAAACUUAAGCGAGAACAUUUUUUUCUUCUUCUUUUCUAUAUUGCUAAAAUAUGAGCAGUGCUGCCGCUAAGCAUUUAAUUUUUUUUUUUUAUUUCUGUUGUGUUUAACUCUUUGUGUUCUGAAGUUCUUUUCUGGGUGGAGGAUUUACUUGUGUGUAGACUUGGAUGUAAAAACGAAAAAUAACUGGUUCAUUUCUGAAGUAGUUUGUUAGAAACGGUAAAAGCAAGGAGUGUGAUGUCAGUUCGAAGUAAAAACAUUCUAGUCCUUGUUUCAAUGUGGGCAGACGACAAUGGAAGAUACACUUUGAUAUUCGCAGCAUGGAGUCUUCCUUUUUCACUGAUGUAGUCAUUUCUGUCAUGGAGAAUUGUUUAAAACGCCGAGACCUGGAUAGUGGCAGUGAGUUGGAGGACACUGAAGGCAGCGAACUGGACAAUGACAUGGAUUCCGGAGAGCGAAAGGAUCUCUUAGUAUCUCCAUCAGAGGAGAGCGGCCAGUACCAGCCUGAGUACGAUAGCGGUCUGAUAAGUCCUUACAAGCGCUUGAGAGUAGAGGAUCUCGCCCACACGUCAGCAGAGUCUCACAUUGGUGAGGAGGAGGCACACAGUUUGUUGAGAUCCAUCGACGGUUGUGACAUCUCCUGGUCAAAAUUCACGGGGGCGACGUCAGUGGAAGACUUUGGUCAGAGUACAAACAAUAAUUCAAACUCACCUACUAUAUCCUCCCUUGAAACCCGGAAGGACACAACGCCGAGACGUCAGCUUGUCAAAAGAGGCACCAGCAUUGACGAAGCUUUACUGGCUGAUUCUCGAGAGCGUGAGUUUCCUCUUCCUCCAGCCAUAGACAAAAGACAAACUUCCACACACACUAGAGAACUGGACUCUCUUCUGUUAGCUUCCUAUCAUCCAGACUUCCAGACUCUAGAGUCCAGACAUAUCUCUUAUCAAUCACGAUGUAACAGUCCUGUGGUCUCAACUCAAACUCUGUCAGUCUCCAGACAAAACAGUGGCUCCAACACUCAAGAUUCAUUUGACUUGUUGGAGAUACACGCUGAGGAAGAGCCCACUGAUAGUCCCAGUGAUGCCAUCUAUGAAGAAAUGCCAGAGAAAGAAGCUUCUGAUCCAACUUCUGUAAAAACUGAGGCAUCCAGUGCGGGCUCAUUGGCAUGCACCAAGUUAACACAGUUGGAAAACUUAAAGUCGGUGGGUAUCAGCACUCAGGGUCUUCCCAUCAGAGUCUCUCCUCUUCCUGUAGCAAGCAGUCUUGCCUCAACAUUGUCGUCCAGCUCCCAAAGGGAGACGCUCAGUGACGGUGUAUCCGCUGUGUAUGACACCGUGGACUCUGAGCCAGAAGGAACAGCCUGGCCAAAACUAAUGCUGGAUGGAGGUUUAAGCUCAGGUCUUCCUAAGCCUGCAACAUCUUCAGGUGUUAGUACCAAGGAAAUGCAAGAACUCAAACCCAUUCCAAACUCAGGAUCCCAAUUGUUUUCAAGUUUGAGAUCGUUAUCAGGAGAUGGACAUGCUAAUAGAGAAAUGAACUUGGAGUUGAAUCAAUUCUCCCAGGCCCAUGGGACCAAGUCUCUAUCCUGGGAUGACAUCUGCCAACAGUACCAGCAGCAUCUGCAGUAUCAGUUUACUACAGAGAGCCAGCCGUACACCACGCCACAGGACUACCAGCUACCACAACAGUAUAUUAUGCCCAUUCCACCAGCAGGUCCAACUUCCCUGGACAUGGCCCAGUCUGCAGGCACCAGGGAGAUGCUUAGCUAUUUGGGCUAUCACUCUAAGAACAGGCACAGCUCCCAGAGAUCUCUAAAGAGCUGCAGCUCCCAGGAGAGUGGCCGUCAUCAGAAAUCCACCAACUCCAGGUCCUCCCAGGAAAGUAUUGAGCGCACUGAGAAAUCCUACCCCAGUAGCCUGGUCAUCUCGGACCACACAUCCAAGAAAGCUUUUCUUCAAAGUCCAGGCCAUUUGAAGUUAUCAGCAUAUUGGAAUGUUGGCCUCCUGACUGUCCAUGUCAUACAGGCCAGGUGUCUGUCCUCUGCCUGGGCUUCCCAUUGUGACUCUUACGUCAAGAUGUCUCUGGUACCCGACGAAAGCAGACGAACACGAUGCAAAACCCAAGUCCAACUCACCAGCAACAACCCGGUGUACGAUGAGAAAUUCUCUAUGGAGAUACUGGAAGAAGACCGUCGCAAGAGAUUAUUGAUAUCAGUCUGGCACAAAGAUCCAUCCAAUGGUGCUUCCGAGUUCCUGGGAUGUAUGUCUUUCGGUGUCCAGAGCCUGUUAGAGAAGGAUCUGGAUGGCUGGUACUAUCUUCUAACGGAAGAAGUUGGCAGGAAGAAGCACUUACAAGCUCACACCAAGCCUAAGCCUGUUCUCACGGCGAGAAAUCACCAGAACAUUCCUCAAAUCAACAAAGCUGUUGAAGGACUGGAGAGAAUAGUGAUAACUGUUCAACGUGGUAAAAAUGGAUUUGGUUUCUCAUUUGUGGAUGAGUUUCCACCGAAAGUUGGCCGUGUGGAUAGAGCAUCUCCUGCAGAGCAAGCUGGGGUCAAGAAGGGUGACAUGGUGAUUCGUAUCAAUGGUCAGAAUGUCUCAAGGUCAACUUGUGAAGGAGUGGCUCAUUUGGUCAAGAAAUUGAACGCCCACUCCAUUACAUUGGAGCUACAGAGAGAGCAUGUCAUUAAGAACACUGUUGAGAUCUCAACUUCAGCUUCCAGCAACCCUCACCACCCCUCACCCUACAACAAACGAGGCGUGGGUACAUCCACUGACCACCUCUACGAGAGCAUCACAGACAGGUCUGACCACCACAAGGAGAACUGGGUCAAUGGCUCACAGGAUGAGUUCUUGACUGAUGAUGACACAGCUUAUUACCAUCAGAAUGACCAGCCGAAAGCCAUUACCAGCACUCCUCGGCCAUUUAUUAAACCAACUCACAGGACUGUGAGUACAGCAAGUCUUCCUACCACCAACAAACACGAGUCCAUUCAUCGUCUGAUGUCACUGGAGCUGGAUUACAUUGACUUCAUGCACUAUGGGAUUGAGAGAUAUUCCAGACCACUGCGUCACUGCAUUGUGUCUGCCCAGCAACACAUGGCCCUCUUCCAAAAUGUAGAGAAGCUGGUGACUAUCUCAGAGUAUCACAUCAAACAAAUGCAAGACAAUACAUCAUCAGUUGACUCGGACACGGAGGAUUCUCAAUCCAGUGAAAGCAGUAUGUUCCCCAACUCUGUGGCAUUGAUCUACCAGUCCAAGGUCCACAUGUUGUGCCAGGCUUAUGAGUCCUAUGCCAAUGGACUGGCCAGCUCCAACACCCUGCUGAAAGAGUUGAGAAAGAACAGAGACUUCAUGAGCUUUGUGAAAGACACGCCCAGUGAAGAUGGACAGAACUUUGGACAACCAACUAUCAGUGCUUUCAUCAACAGACCAGUUCAGCACAUCCAAGAACUGUGUAUGGUGCUGAGUGAGAUCUUCGCUGCGACUCCCCUGCACAGCCCAGACUUCGCCACUCUGCAGCAGAUUGUCAUCAAGUUGUCCCAGUGUGUCACCGCCAUCACUGGUCUCAGCUCAGCCGGACGUGUGCAGAGUUUGGACUCUUUGGCCUCGUCGCAGGGUCAAACCAGUAGCAAGGCAGCCAGCAGCAGUAAAGGAAGCAUGGCAUCUCUCUCGUCCUGCUCUUCAGCUGAAGCUGAUGCCCGGUGCCCUCUGAUGCCUUCCAGCACUGCCUCAGUGAGAUCAUUAGAUAGAGAUGUUCUCCGUGUUCAAGAAAGACUAGUCCUGGCACCUUCAGUACCUGCUUUCCAGCUGUGCCAAGAAUCCAGACACUUGAUCUAUCAAGGCAACAUCUACAGGUGUGAGAGGGGAUCCUGGUUCAAAUCUCAGCUGCUUUUAUUCUCAGACCUCCUCCUGAUUGUUGAUGAAGAGCCUGACGGUGCUCUCUUAGUGACUUCUAGUCCUACCCUCAUACAAGACAUCAGCGGCAUUGAAAUCAACAGGAAAUAUGCCUCUGAAUUUGUUCUUCACCUCCAACCAGCCACAGCCUCCACGCUCCCACGCAGACAACCUUUGACUUCAUCAUCAGGCAAAGCUAAAGCCAUCGUCCUGAGAGCUCCAUCUGCCCAGGAGAAAUUUGUUUGGCAAUCCCUGUUAGAGCAGAGGGUGGCUGCUGUUAAUGGAAGCAAGUUACAGCAUUAUGGUUCUAUGAGGGACAUCUCCAAUGCCAAGACCAGCAUCAUCUUGUAGUUGUAUCACAUAGAUGGGUUACAUCACACGCACACUUUGAUGCUUCACAGCGCUAGAGAUCUCUCCAAGGCUAUAACAACACUAGAGGCUCUUUAUCACCACAGCUUACGCACACUUUGAUGCUUCACAGCGCUAGAGAUCUCUCCAAGGCUAUAACAACACUAGAGGCUCUUUAUCACCACAGCUUACGCACACUUUGAUGCUUCACAGCACUAGAGAUCUCUCCAAGGCUAUAACAACACUAGAGGCUCUUUAUCACCACAGCUUACGCACACUUUGAUGCUUCACAGCACUAGAGAUCUCUCCAAGGCUAUAACAACACUAGAGGCUCUUUAUCACCACAGCUUAUGCACACUUUGAUGCUUCAUAGCGCUAGAGAUCUCUCCAAGGCUAUAACAACACUAGAGGCUCUUUAUCACCACAGCUUACGCACACUUUGAUGCUUCACAGCGCUAGAGAUCUCUCCAAGGCUAUAACAACACUAGAGGCUCUUUAUCACCACAGCUUACUGCUACCAGAAUCUUCUGAUUCAUCUCUGUUGUGGGUAUUUUGUUGGUUACUUCCCUUGACAGUCAUUGUUCUGGUAAAGUUAUCUCCAACUGAACUGUUUUUCAUCUGAUAAAUAAACUUUCUGUGCUGUAGUCUAAGCAGAGUCUGAUGGACUUGGCCAAAUGAUGCAGCUAUUCACUAGGACACAAGGUAUCCCUUAUUGACUAGUGCUGUCUUCACAAAACUGUUUUCUCAAGUGUAAUCUAGUCUCUAGAAAACAUCUUGCUAUAAUUGUGCCAGUAGAACAUGGGCCCUGGAUAUGUUUUGUAUGGUUGAACACUUUCUAGUGUAUCAACAGACCAAAUGGAAACAAAUUCAACAUUUGAUUAAUGACCUACACAGUGAACUUUGUGAAUAGGCCAUUGUAAAACUAGUCAGAAUAUUUUAUUUGUCUGGUCAAUAUAACUGGACAUGUUAAUAUAUCAAUUUAUUUCUUGUCUUUCUAUGUAUGUUGAGGUUUGGUAGUGCAAAUCGUAUUUGUAUAAUUAAUGUAUGCGUCAUUCUGUGCCCUAUAUUCUACUGUCACUGCCUACAUCAUGCUAUAGACUGCAACUCAUAGAUCCUCUGAGCACUCAUGUUCUAGAUGGACCUUGCUUUUCAUUGAGCAGUUUGAUGUGCAUACACUAUUAAUUUGACUAAUUUCUAAUUAUUACCUUACAUUAGAAAUGUAUCUGCUGAUAUAUAUGUAUAUAUGAUGGGUUUGAACUAAGUCUACCUCAAUUUUAUUUUAAACACUAGAUAGUAUAACCUAUACUUUGUGCAUGGUAAGCUUUAGUAAGAGUUAUCUACGGCUGAAUAAAUCAGCAAGUAUUGAGAGCCUGUAUCGAUUAUUCAUGGUGUAAAUGCCCUAUGUCUUUGUAGCUGUUUUGGAACUGCCACACUUGAUUGAUUGAAAUAUGCAAACUAUCAUAUGUGUAAUAUUGUUAUUAUCACUACUGAAUGAUAUCCUGACAUGUAAAUAGCCCCAGUUGUUUUUUUUUUUUUGUUGAUGUUGAUGUGCUGCUAGUGAUGAAACUAGUGGUCACCAUUCCAAUGUAUCUGUCCAAUAGUGUUCUAUUUGACUUUCUUUUGUAUACAAAUUAUAUUUAUUUUAAAUUGUCUAUCCACUACAUUGCUUGUCCUAACUUGCCAUUAGACAGGAACUAAACUGUCUAUCUUGCUACAUCUUCUGUAUCUAGUUUGUUUCUUUCAUUUUUGUCUGUCCUCCUCUGCCUUCUAGUCCUCUGUCCCCCAGUGGAACAAUCUGUACAUAGAUCCUUAUACAACUCUAGUCUGGUGUAUAACUGUGUACAUAGAUUCUAAUUCCACUCUGCUAAAUGUGUCAGUAAUAUUUGUACAAUAUGAAAUUGAUUCGUCCAAUAAAUUAUUUGAAAUAAU